CCGCGUUGCGAGCCCACACCCUCUCUUCAGGAGAGGCUCCACCGGACCGGAGCUGUCACUGUCGCCGCGGCGCGACGCGUCGCGACGGCGCGACGCUCCCACGCGACCACCCCGGCGACUCACCCCCAGCACUCGUGCGUGCAGCACGACGACGGCCACCACCGUCGUGAGAUACGCGUAUCUCGCGGUGAGCCUCGCGCACAAAGAGAACGACUGCUGGUGCUCCGACUGACUGCUCAUCAGUCGGAAACGCACACCGCGACCCACCGUGAUUACUGAACCGGAGCUACGAGCACGUCCAAGCACGUCGCACGACCAGAAACCAGAAACCAGUGCCUUCUGAAUUCUGAGCUCGCUCCGAUUCAGAGGAAAGUCCCUAUUUACUCCCAACGCUUUCGCUCCAACUCCAGCCAGCCAAGCGAGAAGUCAAAAUGGCAGACGAUAAAAACGACGAUACGCCGGGGCAGGAUUCCGAAAGUAAAUCGAAUCCAGCGGAGGAGAGAUCGCGAUACUUCAAAAAGUUGGAAGAAUGGCUCCAGGAGGCAUACGCCUGGCAAAGUGUCGCAGCAAUGUUUCCCUAUUACAUGAUGUCAGGGCAAUCCGUUACGAAUCCAACAUUUGCUUCGGCAAUGCCGUUCCAACCGAAUCAAAUACCAACACCGAAUACACAAGGAAUAAUAACUGGAAACGUAGACAGACAGAAUGAGACAGUAAGGCAAAGAAGGCCUCAGGAACAACCCACGGGACCUUUUCAACCUCCUGGAACUGAUGGUUAUGAGUAUCGGAUUCCCCCGAUUUGGAAGAGGUUUGCAGCAGAAUUUAUAGAUUCAACAAUGCUAUUUCUCUUAAAGUUUUCCAUAACUUUCAUCGCAAUCGACGUCUUCGAUUUUAUAGACAUUGAAGACUUAGAUUUGUUGCAAACAAAUUUACGUAUUGAUUAUAAAAUGGCUCUGGAGAUGACUUAUGGAAUUCUGAUUUUGGAAGUCAUCCAUCGCGUGAUAGUUUGUAUCUUUGAGGCCUUCUGGCUUCAACACGGAGUGUACGGUCUGAUCGGAGGAGCUACUCCUGGCAAGUACAUGAUGGGUUUGCGGGUAGUUCAGUGCCGAAGUAUAACUCCUGUUGAACGUCCGAAUGAGCAGGAUGUGGUGCUGGUGAGCCCUGGAACUGAUCUGGGCCUGCCAUUAGCAUUGGGCCGCUCAAUGGUGAAGAAUUUCGUGCUGGCAUUCAUAUUUCCGAUUUGUUUUUCCCUAUUCUUCUUUAGGUUCAACAGAACUGGUUACGAUUUGAUCUGUCACUCCCUCGUCAUAGAAGAUCCUUACAGAAAUAACAAUCGGCCACACCAGGAGUAAUCUAAUGAUGCAUGGAAAAUCUCUGUGAUGUGUAUAUAAUGGUUGUAUGUGCUUCUUGUACCAAAUGCAUGCAGGUUCAUGUGUAUGGCGUGUAUAUACGUGUAAAAAAAAAUAAAAAUUAUUAUUG
This is a messenger RNA of Atta colombica, 1476 nucleotides long. RefSeq names its product protein FAM8A1. The transcript has 6 exons. Lineage: Eukaryota; Metazoa; Arthropoda; Insecta; Hymenoptera; Formicidae. The record is from RefSeq and is a predicted model, not a curated record. Bases 432 to 1349 code for a protein of 305 amino acids.